Messenger RNA from Arabidopsis thaliana (thale cress), 1906 nucleotides. RefSeq names its product B-box type zinc finger protein with CCT domain-containing protein (gene BBX17). Bases 579 to 1538 code for a protein of 319 amino acids. Gene Ontology annotation, molecular function: zinc ion binding. NCBI's taxonomy places the organism in Eukaryota, Viridiplantae, Streptophyta, Magnoliopsida, Brassicales, Brassicaceae. Gene Ontology annotation, biological process: regulation of DNA-templated transcription. Gene Ontology annotation, cellular component: nucleus. The transcript is spliced from 2 exons. The record is from RefSeq and is marked reviewed.
CUUCGGUACAUGAUGCCAAAUCAUCACUACAGUGUCUUUUUUCCUUGUACAACCCAACCAAAAAUGGGUAUGGCCAAACUUCAAUAAUACACCAAGUGUUUACUCAUCUCAAAUUUUACUACCUUUUCUUAAGACUAAUCUACUCUAUAUAAGUAUGUUCACUAACCCUUAAUGUUAAGAUUCAAGAAUAUUAAACAUGUAUAGAACAAGACUCAAGGAAACUUGAGCUAAAAAGUCAUUUCUAGUCCCUACUGACAUAAGAAAGAAGUGUCAGUGAAAAAAUCUUCUAGAUUCUAAAGGAAAAUGUCUUUGUCUGAUCCCAACGAAAAAGAUUAUUAUAUACCUACCUAAGCAGGCUCCUUUGUCAGUGCCCAUUAUUCUCCAUCCCUCUUAGCCCUUGUCUUCUUCAUUGUCCCCUUUUUCUCACUUUAAGAUCUUUCUUGUUCUUAGCCCAUGACAAGUCACCAAAAUAUCAAAAUUUCAGAAAGUAUAUAACCAUUACUCUACUGUUUCCUGAUAAACCUCCUUUUGUGCCAGUUUCUUCUUCUACUUUGAUUUCUUCUCAUAUCUCUGUUUUCAUGUUUUGCGCAGAAAUUAUGAUUUCAAAGUACCAAGAAGAUGUCAAGCAGCCACGAGCUUGCGAACUUUGUCUGAACAAACACGCAGUUUGGUACUGUGCCUCCGAUGAUGCUUUCUUGUGCCAUGUUUGUGAUGAAUCAGUGCAUUCUGCAAACCAUGUAGCGACAAAACACGAGAGAGUUUGUCUUAGAACAAACGAGAUAUCGAAUGAUGUGCGUGGGGGAACAACAUUAACCUCGGUUUGGCACAGCGGGUUUCGAAGAAAAGCAAGAACUCCUAGAUCUCGGUAUGAGAAAAAGCCACAACAAAAGAUAGAUGAUGAGAGAAGAAGGGAAGAUCCUCGUGUUCCCGAGAUUGGAGGCGAAGUGAUGUUUUUCAUACCAGAAGCAAAUGAUGAUGAUAUGACUUCUCUUGUGCCAGAGUUUGAGGGAUUCACAGAGAUGGGAUUCUUCUUGAGCAACCACAAUGGUACUGAAGAAACAACGAAACAAUUCAACUUUGAAGAAGAAGCUGACACAAUGGAGGAUCUAUAUUACAAUGGAGAAGAAGAAGAUAAAACUGAUGGAGCUGAAGCAUGUCCUGGACAAUAUUUGAUGAGCUGCAAGAAAGAUUACGACAAUGUCAUAACGGUUUCAGAAAAGACAGAAGAAAUUGAAGAUUGUUAUGAGAAUAAUGCAAGGCAUAGACUGAAUUACGAAAAUGUUAUAGCAGCUUGGGAUAAACAAGAAUCUCCUAGAGAUGUAAAAAACAACACAAGUAGCUUCCAGCUAGUUCCUCCAGGGAUAGAGGAGAAGAGAGUAAGAAGUGAGAGAGAAGCUAGAGUUUGGAGAUACAGAGAUAAAAGGAAGAAUCGUUUGUUCGAGAAGAAGAUAAGGUACGAGGUUAGAAAGGUUAACGCCGACAAAAGGCCGAGAAUGAAAGGUCGAUUUGUCCGACGAUCUUUAGCCAUCGACUCUUAGGGAACAGAUUCUCUCAGUUUCUUCUCCUUUGUGCCAAAUAAAAAAAAGGCUACUCCAAAGAAACCAGAAGCUAAUCAAAAGAACAAAAAAGCUCAUGUGGAACAUAUUUCGUAGCUUUUGAAUUUAUCCCUACAAUGACAUGGUUACAACUUUAUUCUUAAAUCAAUUUGAGAAUUUAAAUUUCAUACUAGUAAAAGCUUCUCUUAUGAGGUAAAUCUCUUUAUAUAAGCAGUUAGUUACAAAAACCAAAACGAAUUACAAACAACUUGUAACUCAAAGAUUUGUAGUUUUGUACUAAUACCGUUGGCCGUGUCAAGAAAGUAUUCAUAAAAACUUAUCGAUCCAAUCAGUAGUACCAUUAAACCAAC